Messenger RNA from Labrus bergylta (ballan wrasse), 930 nucleotides. RefSeq names its product presenilin enhancer, gamma-secretase subunit (gene psenen). Gene Ontology annotation, cellular component: gamma-secretase complex. Lineage: Eukaryota; Metazoa; Chordata; Actinopteri; Labriformes; Labridae. The record is from RefSeq and is a predicted model, not a curated record. Gene Ontology annotation, biological process: Notch receptor processing.
GUUCCAGGCUUUCAUACAUUUUACUUAAAAUAAACCCCUCGCAUGAGAUAUUAAUUGAUGUAACUCAUCACUACGGCUUGUCAUAGUAGUUUGAACGACAUCACGUUACACUGCCAAGCUAACGAAAUGCUACAAUUAGCCUGAGGAGUCCAGAGUCAUAUGACAAUAGACAACAUCACCAAGCUACUGAAGAUUACUUGGGUUACAGAAUCUGACAUAUUUGUAUUAAAAUAAAGUAUCUGGAUCCAGGGUCAAGAUGAACCUCGAACGGCUUCCGAAUGAGGAGAAGCUCAGCCUAUGCAGGAAAUAUUAUUUAGGUGGUUUUGCAUUUCUCCCAUUUCUGUGGCUCGUCAAUGUCGUUUGGUUUUUCCGUGAGGCUUUUGUAAAGCCAGUCUACAACGAACAGCUCCAGAUUAAGACCUAUGUGAAGCGGUCAGCAUUGGGGUUACUGCUUUGGACGGCAGUUCUCACAACUUGGAUUACUAUUUUCCAGCAUUUCAGAGCAGAGUGGGGGGAGGUGGGAGAUUACCUCUCUUUUACGAUUCCACUGGGCAUUCCUUGAGACAUUUUUUGACAGCAGAUCUUUUGAAAACAAUGAUAUACUAAUAAGGAAAAAUAAAUGUUCCUUUUUUUAACUACAGUGUAAGACAAGGUAAAUACAGUAAACAUAGAAAUCAAAAGCCAUGUUCUUCAAAGAUGCAUGCUUUAGAAAUUCCUGCUUUCAAGGAAUUUGAGAAUAUCCUUUGGUUGAAGUGUAAGCUAAUCAACCCUGCUGACAAUGUUAUCUAUCAAUGUGCAUUCAGGUUAGUUCACUGAACAAUAUUCCAGGCAACCUUUUUUUCCUGACUAAAAAAUCUCAAUUCUGUAUGAUUGUGCACCCAAAAAGAAUUUUGUACUUGUAUAUGAUGAAUAAAAAAAGUCACAAAGCUA